GUCAACCACCUGCAGCGCGUGCUGGCGCCCCUCACCGCCGGCCCGAAUGAGCACCACGAGCAGCAGCAGCAGCAGCUGGUUGCCAGCCAAGGGGGCCCCAUCUCUGACCGGGGGCCACCCAGCGGCACCGCCGCCGCCGCCGCGUGCGGGCCGCUGGAGGUGGCGACCAUCGACCGCUACCAGGGCCGCGACAAGGCGGUGAUGCUGCUGUCCCUGGUUCGCUCCAACCCGGCCGGCAACGCCGGGCAGCUGCUGGCCGACUGGCAGCGCCUCAACGUGGCACUCACGCGCGCGCGCGUGAAGCUGCUGGUCGUGGGCUCCGCACGGACGCUGGCGGGCGUGCCGCUGCUGGCGCGGCUGGUGGGCAUGGCACGGGAGGGGGGGUGGCUGGUGCGGCUGCCCCCGGAGGCGACGGCGGUGGGGGCCGGCGCCGCGGGCGCCGCGGCGGCGGCGACGCCGUCGCCAAUGGUGGAGGGAGAUUGA
This is a messenger RNA of Monoraphidium neglectum, 483 nucleotides long. RefSeq lists its product as hypothetical. Gene Ontology annotation, molecular function: 5'-flap endonuclease activity. The transcript has a single exon. The record is from RefSeq and is a predicted model, not a curated record. Lineage: Eukaryota; Viridiplantae; Chlorophyta; Chlorophyceae; Sphaeropleales; Selenastraceae. Gene Ontology annotation, cellular component: cytoplasm. Gene Ontology annotation, biological process: replication fork reversal. The annotation marks the transcript as partial.